AGAUGUCUUUAACUUCCGGGGAAUCAAUGCGCCAUCAAAGAUAGUGCAUUUGUUUUAAUCGUCAAAAAUAUUUUUUUAAGCAUACUAUUCCUAUUUAUGAGUAUCUAAUAUUCAUAUAAAUCAAGAGUUAAAACGUUGUCUAAAAACAACAAUGGGAAAAUUUAACUCGUGAUGUAAUGCGUAUAGAUUCGAUUCCGGUUGUGUUAUAAGGCGCUGGACAAAAAGGCAGGAAAAACAACAAUUUUUGUUUGUUUUUGUGAAAUUUGAGAAAAAAGAGAUACAGUCAUCAAUAAGAAAGUCAGGAUGUGAUAAUUUCGAACAAGGAUAUAAUAUUUCGUUUUUGAAGUUUUCCUGUUACUUAUGGAUUAGCCUUCAUGGCGUUUUUAAAAGUAUUUUUACAAGGAGGGGCAGCCUUGUCACCCUUCGUUAGUCUAACACUUGCACUGACUUAUUUUUGAAACAUUUAUUGCUGUCUUUCUUGUUCCCAUAUUUUCACAUCAAUAAAUGUUUUUAUUAAUGAAGACAAAAGUAUAAGUCAGGUUUUCGAUGUCCUUAUUAUAUAUAUGAUUAGAUUGAUAUCCAGUCUAAUCAUUUUGAUAAGGACACUUUCAUUCCCUGAGUUUCCUAAAUGACAACACCAAAAAAGGAUUUGGAGAAACAAGACGAUUUAACUCGUAGAAAGUCCGCUAGCUCUCGCGGAAUGCAUUCUAGUUCACAAAGACAAGGAUCAUCCAGUAACACUGGAGUUUUGAUGGUUGGCCCAAACUUUCGAGUUGGCAAAAAGAUUGGUUGUGGCAAUUUUGGAGAGUUAAGAGUGGGCAAAAAUCUCUACAACAAUGAACAUGUUGCUAUCAAACUGGAACCUAUGAAAUCUAGAGCUCCACAAUUACAUUUAGAAUAUCGAUUUUACAAACAAUUAGGACAGUCAGGUUCAGUUCCAGAGGGUGUACCCAAUGUGUUCUAUUUUGGUCCUGUAGGAAAAUAUAAUGCUCUUGUUUUGGAGCUCCUGGGACCUAGUCUCGAAGAUCUUUUCGAUCUCUGUGAUAGAAAGUUUACUCUUAAAACAGUGCUCAUGAUUGCUAUUCAGUUGAUAACUCGUAUGGAGUAUGUGCAUUCAAAACAUUUGAUCUACAGAGACGUUAAACCAGAGAACUUCUUGAUAGGAAGACAAUCAACCAAAAAGCAGCAUAUCAUCCACAUUAUUGACUUUGGCCUUGCCAAAGAAUAUAUUGACCCAGAAACUCAUAAACAUAUUCCAUACAGAGAGCAUAAAAGUUUAACAGGCACAGCAAGGUAUAUGAGCAUAAACACCCAUCUUGGGAAAGAACAAAGUCGGAGAGAUGAUCUUGAGGCAUUAGGUCAUAUGUUUAUGUACUUUCUACGUGGUAGUUUACCCUGGCAGGGUUUGAAGGCUGAUACAUUAAAAGAACGCUAUCAGAAAAUAGGAGAUACAAAGCGUGCCACACCCAUAGAGGUUCUCUGUGAAAAUUUUCCAGAAGAACUAGCAACAUACCUUCGCUAUGUACGAAAGUUAGACUUUUUUGAAACACCAGAUUAUGACUAUUUACGAAAACUUUUCAUAGAUCUCAUGGACAAAAUGACAUACGAGCGUGAUUGGCAGUUUGACUGGGUUGGAAGACAGGUGUCUACUCCCGCGAGUGUUGCAGAGCAAACCUUAUCUCCACAGAGGGAUGCCAACCCAAGCAGAGAAAGGCACAAUGUCCCACAAGCAAGUUCUAAUCCAAGGGGUCAGCAUGCCUGGGGAGAACAGCCGAGACACACAUAUCUAGGAGACAACCUGGCCUCUAAUAGGCAUGGGGGUUCUGUUCAGGUGGUUAGCUCUACUAAUGGAGAUAUGCAACCAGAAGACCUAGGCGGACAGUCCAAUACGCCCAUCACUCCACAGCCUGAAGUGGAAAUCAAUGAUGAAACUAAGUGCUGUUUCUUCCGCCGACGCAAGAAGAAGAAGGGACGCCGCAGUUAAAAACAUGGUCUGUGCUCAUUUACUCAGGUGCUGUGGUUGCUUCAGAUGGAAAAACUCAAGACCCAGGACUAAAGCGAAGCGUCAUAAAUGACGAAAGGCACUGGGUCACCAGAGGGAUACCAAACCAUUAAAGCCAUCAGAGAUAUCCUGUGACAGCAUAUCAGCCGACAGCUCACACCUCUACUCAACCAAUGCUAGAGAUGACCUUUUACCUCCACAUUUAACAGGGACCUUCCCCUCCUCAAGGGCUGCUGCUUUAAGUGGUUUUGUAAACCAGACAUUCUUAUGACAUAAUUUUCAUGUAUUUUGUUUUCUAAUAAUUGAAUUUCUACAUUUGGACAACUAAAGACAAAAAAGAAAUUCUGCUUGAAACAUUGCCAACUUAAGAUUUUGUAAAAGUAAUAAAAGUAAGCUCUUCAGUUGAAACUACUGUUAUAGUUCAUAGAAAUAACAUUCUAUAAAUAGUACAUUCAAAUUCAAUUGUUUCUUACAACAGUAAAAAAAAAAAAAAAAAAAACUCUUGUUAGCUGAAGCUUCUGGCACAGUAUUUCUCUGGCCUGCAACUCCCUCUGCUGUGACUCAGUGAAUGCUUGUUUUAAACAUAUGCAUGUUAAUGUACAUAACAUUUGUUGUUUUUUUUUUGUUAUGUUCUUUACCGCCCCCUAUCCCCCAUGAAAAAAUGUACAUAGUAAACUGUCCAGCUUGUAGUUCAUCUAUAGUUGAAGUGGGCAAAUUUUUUUUCUCUUCUACUUUUUUUUUAUAAUGCAUCUGAUGGCUUCAUCACUAAAUGCUUCUAGCUUUAUGUUCAUGAAAAUAAUUUUAAAAAAAUGAUCUACCAUCUACUGGCUUUGCAGUCCUGUGAGAUAUUUUAUUUUUCUAUGUGCACAUUACACAGCAAUGGUUACGUUGACGCUAAAUUUAUUUUUGGAGAUGUAAUAAUCCUCAAAGACUUACUUUUAUGUAGAAGUUUUGGAGAUGACAAUGACAAUCUGCAGCACCCUGUUCAUUUCACUGUUCCAAUGUUAGCUUGUCAUUCACUCAGUCAGUUCUGUCAAGAAAAACUUUUUUUUUCUCAAUGCUGUAUUCAUCUUUCCAUUGUUCAGUCUUAAGCUAAUUAUUCAAUCCUAUAUAUUUUGUUUAUCAUAGAGAGUACCCUGUUCACCUGUAGUAAAUGUUGAAUGCCUUUUUUUUUUUAAAAUAUAUAUAUCAUAUUGAAGUAGAUUGGGGACAAAAAUGUGUACGCGGAAUAAACUGGGAGACAGUUGUUGCCAAAUUUUGUUUGUAUCUGUUCCCAGUGCAAGCCAAAGUGAUGUUUGUGGACUAGCUGCAUGUGUUCUCAGUUGGAAUGAAAGUGAUUCUUGUUGACUUAUUCUAAGAACACACUGUUCAUUACAUCACUCAGCCAUAUCUUUUUCAUUGAUUUGUUCAUUGGCCUGUGUUUUUGACCUGCUGAUAUGACCCCACACCCCAGACAGCAAGACUGUUUCUAGGCCCUAAGUAGUUGCUUAUCCUAUUGUAGCAGCUGUGAUCAUGACCUGCCAAAGGGCAUAAAUAGGGGUUUUAGCUAGUCUUUGAUGUGCACUAUCUUCUUUGUAGCUUUGAAAAGAUAUGGGUCAGCCUUUUCAGAAGUUUCAUCACAAUGUUUCUCAUAAACGUUUUUGCAUUACAUGUGAUCAAAUUAAUUAAGUUUAAUAAUAAUAUAAAUUUUUUUUUUUUCCUAAUAAUUGACAUGGAUGAAGCAAAAAAAAACUACAUAGAAAAUGCAGUAUCUUAUUAGCCCUAAUUGUAUAUGGUUUCUCAAACCCUCAUGAAAUGUCAACUUUUCUGUCCCCGUUACUAUGUAAGUGAAAUGACUCUACAAAAGUCACUCUGUAAUGUGUGUCACUGGCUAUCUCAACAGUAUGGUAUGGUGCCUACUCCAAACUUGCUUCUAGGAAUGACUUGUUCAAUCCAAGCUGUACUUCAAAAUGCCACAAUGUUCACCUUAUUCUUGUUUGGAAACUCUUUGGUUUGAUUGUUUAGUUCUAAAUGUGUUGUGUGUGCUGGUAAUACCAAAUCAGGAAACUUGGAUGCACACCAAGUGACUUGAUGACAGUUUUAUAGUCAGUUACUUGUUUAUAACAAGAAAAAAAAGUCCAUUUGAAAAUUCCUUGUAAUUCACAUUUUAUUCAGUUUUUAUUUGUGUGGUAUGCAGUUUCUGUUUUGUUCAAAUGACUUUUGAUUUGUUUGAAGAUCCAAGUAAGAACUAUUUCUAUAUCUUGAUAUAAAUAAGUGUAUGAAUGUUGAGGAUAGUUUUGGGUUUGUGAGUUUUUUUUUCAACUUUGAAAUAACUUUUAUCUUAUAUUGUAUGAAUGUUCCUUGUCAUUGGAAUGGAUUCAUUUACAUGUAAAUAUCUUUUAUAGACAAACAACAAAUUAUUUAAAAGAUUUAAUUUCUCUUAUAAUUAAAUAAAUGAAUUGAUAAUUAAUUGUUUGAUAACAGGGUGCAAUGAAUGACUGUGAAUGGUGUUGGUGUGACCCGUGAGCUACUAGACUUACUUAUUGCUGGUUGGGAUUUGACAUUCAAUGCUUUCAUAGUAGUUAGUUUAAUUCUAAUCCUAUUGUUCUUGAAUCAGUACACAAGUUUAAUUCUAAUCCUAUUGUUCUUUAAUCAGUACAUCUCAUCCCAUUGUCUUGCUACUUAUCCAAUGAUUGUAAUGCUUAUGAAAUAACAGAAACAACAAAUAGAUCUUCUCACUGAUACUUCUUAUUACUAUUAUUACAAUUACUAUUGGAUGGCUGGUCAUGUGGUAUGUGCUCUGGGCUGUCAUCUCAAUGGUCCUGGGUUCAAACCCUACCUGCUGACAUUUCCCGCUUUACUGUGGGAGGCUUGGGCUAGGAAGUGAUAACUUUUAAUUUUGAUUAAACAUCCAAUACCUAUAAAACAAAAGCAUUAAUCCACAAUAUACAAAUUAUCAUACUUCAUUUUCUAUAUUUAUAAAACAAUUUCAAAAUUGGGAGUAUUUACUUUCUGGAUAAGGUUAUUUGUUUCCAUAAAGAUUGGACAAAGAAGUUAAAUUCUGAUAGCAAAGCCCUAAAAUAAAAUUUACAGCUAUAAAUGAAUACACUUUAUUGUCAUUUUUAUCAAGACAUAAAUAAUAAAGAAUGUGAACUAUGUAAUGUUUAUCUUCCUUUGUCCUACUAUAUAUAAGCAGGGCUGCGGUGACUGUAUGACAUGGGACAUAUGCAAUAGACUUCAUUGUUUCCAUGGGUCUGUCUGGACUGUCCAAUUCUCAAUGUCUCCUACUGGCACUGUGUACAUAAUUACUUGAUGUGUCAACUGUGUAAGAUUGAUCAACACUCUGCCUCUUUAUGAACUCUAGUUAAUUUGUGAUUGGACAUGUUCGCCUCCUAUAGCCUUUUCUAAUUUUUGACUUUUUUUUUUAUAUCAUUAGAAACUGACUAAAGUGAGGAUACCUAUAGGUGAAUAGUUCAACUUUGAUAGUGAUGAUUCAAUAUACAUUUUUACAUGCCCUAUUGGGCAUCUUGAAAGAUGUCUCUGUUUUUUGUUGUGUUUGUGUGUGUGUAUCUGUUUUGCUUUCUGAACCUUUGUGUUUUAUUAUUAAGGCCUAGAAUGUUUUAGAUGAGGCUGGAGAAGUAUCUGAUUGCUUUUGUCCUAUUCUAAAGAUGAUACAUUGGGUUCUUGUGAAAUGAAACAAUACAAGUGGGAAGUAGUACACCUCUCACCAUCCAAUCAUUCUUUGGCUUUGUCUGGUAUAUUUGAUGAACAAGAUAAUGGGAAGCCUGUGCUAGUCUUAUUUGCUUAUGUCACAGUGAGAAAUCUGGCUAGACUAAACUUAUUUCAGUGAAAUACUUUUUAAUUGUUGUUUUUAUCAGCCUAGAAAUAAGAAAGGCUCUAGAGCCUCUUUAUGUCCUCUGUGUGUUGUAGACAGUUUACCUCCCCUGCACAACUGCCUUUUUUUUCCCCCUCUGCCCUUCCACCCCACCCCUCUGAACAACUAUUUCUUUGUACACAUGCAAGUUUGUCUUAAAGAAGUUUCACAGUAGACAGUUCUGUAACUGAGCCAUUUGAAUGCAGUGGUGGCAGGUGAUCAUGUUCAUGGCCUGCUAGUGCUUGCCCUCAAGUAUUAUGGUCAAUGUUAUUGGAAUGAAGAGUACAUGGGGCCAGGCUCUUGAUGCUUUUUUUUUAAUUAGCUUUGUUGUGUGAAUGCUGAUAUCAUUACAAUUUUGUGUUUCAUUCUAUUUAAAAAAAAAAUAUACAAAACUAAUGGCAGAGUGUGAAUGGUGUUUAGUGGUGGACGCAUUUUGUACAUGACUUAAUAAAGGCAAUUCUUACAA
This is a messenger RNA of Biomphalaria glabrata, 6321 nucleotides long. Its product is annotated as casein kinase I-like. Gene Ontology annotation, molecular function: ATP binding; protein serine/threonine kinase activity. NCBI's taxonomy places the organism in Eukaryota, Metazoa, Mollusca, Gastropoda, Planorbidae. The transcript is spliced from 13 exons. Bases 629 to 1984 code for a protein of 451 amino acids. Gene Ontology annotation, cellular component: nucleus; cytoplasm; plasma membrane. Gene Ontology annotation, biological process: endocytosis; peptidyl-serine phosphorylation; positive regulation of canonical Wnt signaling pathway. The record is from RefSeq and is a predicted model, not a curated record.